UAUCGACGAGGUGGUACAUCAUUGUGUUGUAGGAGGCUGGGAAGAGGGUUGUUGCGACGAUAUAGGAACUCAGAAUGCGCACAGGUGCUUGAGGUUUUGAAUGCCAGCCCAAUGCCCUUGCCUAGUAUCUCCGCAAAGUGUCAAGGGCUACGUCCACCAUUCAGCGGAACUCCGCUGGUCUAGCAAGCAUUACCACGGACGACUCAAGACAGUAGCCCACACUCAAUAGCAUCGAUGCGCCGUGAGGAUAUCUAUACCGCCUCACCAGCUCCCAUAUGCGACUCAAACAACAAGGAUACACGAAGCUUGCAACUGAAAGCGAACACGACGAGGUCGGCAGAACAUAUUCGAAGCUAUGCUCACACAACAUCUUACAGCUGUACUGCUGUUAGUGCCAGCUCUCGUCUCCUCCGCCGCACCAAUCAACGGUACUUCCGGCGAGGCUCAGUGGCUUCCACUAGCAAACAUUCCGGGCGGAGGUCGACAGGAACAUGCCGCAGUCGCUCUCAAUUCGAACACAAUUGGCAUUGUUGAAGGCAUCACACCCAAUGCAAGCGCAGCACUUUCACCCUACUCUUCAACAGACCUGGUGCAGCUGUAUUCUACCUUGGAGAAUACUUGGAAAACUGCGACUCGUCUACCACAACCCCUCAAUCAUCCCAAUGCCAUCGGCUUCGACAACAGGAUCUACGUCUUUGGAGGCUUCGAUGACGGCGGUGAUACUCGCAAAAUCUUCCAUUCCGUUAAUGCUUCUUGGGUCUACGACUCUAUUGCCGACACCUGGAACUCACUCCCUCCACUCUCGCCACCACGCGCGCAGGCAGCGCUUGCGACACACGAAGACAGAAUCUAUGUGGUCGGAGGCUUCACUGAUCUUGUCGUAUCAGAUCAGCUCCCUCUCCCAGCGACUCUCGCUCAUGUCUCCGUUUUCGAUACUACAACAUCGUCCUGGAUUACCGAAGAAGUCCUGCCUGAACCAGCUCGUCACAUCCCAUCAGGCGUCGACCAUGCACGUGCUGAAGUCGUCAACGACAAACUCUACGUCAUCGGAGGUUUCAACCAUGAAGGGUUCAACUCAACAAACCACGUUUUUAUCCUCGAUCUCAUGGAUCUCGCAGCAGGUUGGAAAGACGGUGCAUCGAUGCCUACUCCACGAGCGACAUUCGCAGCCGGGGUCGUUGGAAGUAAGAUUGUGACGAUUGGAGGUGAAGGCAAUGCAACGAGCGCAACUGAGAUUCCAUUGAGGGUCUUCAAUGAAAUUGAAGUUUAUGAUUCUGUGACAGAUUCUUGGGAAAGUUGGGGUACUUUGCCUGCGAACGAGAAGGGAAGACAGGGACCGGGUGUGAGCGUUGAUGGGAAGAUUUAUAUUGCUGGUGGAUAUGAUACGGCGCCAGUGGGACCGCUGGAUAAGUUGGAUGUCUAUGUGCCUGGGAAUGUUUAGGGUUGGCGCAUGAUGAGAGCGGACUUCGAUAUUUGCAUGUCCCAAUGGAGUCGAGCAUGUCUAGCCUGGAGUAGUGUCUUCGCGGUUGGAAAACACACGAUGCCUGGUACCCGCC
Molecule: messenger RNA, 1556 nt
Organism: Cercospora beticola
Lineage: Eukaryota; Fungi; Ascomycota; Dothideomycetes; Mycosphaerellales; Mycosphaerellaceae
Product: Kelch repeat-containing protein
Molecular function (GO): protein binding
Source: RefSeq, a predicted model, not a curated record